Cylicocyclus nassatus is the source of this 2150-nucleotide messenger RNA. The record is from the annotation of a GenBank genome assembly. NCBI's taxonomy places the organism in Eukaryota, Metazoa, Nematoda, Chromadorea, Rhabditida, Strongylidae.
AUUCUAGGAUGUCAAACGCGGUCCCAGAUCCCGAUGAUGUCAUGGAGGCAGAUUACCAGGACCAUGUUGCUGAUGAGCCCAUUGACGAUUUUGAUAUCGACGUAGGCAAUGCGAACAUGGAAGAAGAAUUGCAGGGCGAUAAAAGUUUUGCAAAUAGAGAAGGAACGCCUGUGCCGGAAGAUACAGCUCCUGCAAACCAGAACGGCGAUAUGGACGUCACGCAAGUAUCGCCUCAAAAAGUGAUACCUGCGGUGGUCGUCAAUAACGCUGCCGCCGUAGAUAUUGAAACAUUGUGCCAAACAUAUACAACUCAUUCACUGUUGAUUAGGCUGCAAUUCAUCGCGGAUCACUGCCCGCCCCUGAAAAGGGAUGCCACCAUUGGAAUGAUCAACGAGCUGCGUAAUAACACGCUAAACGUUGCGCGAUAUUCGGAGCUGAUGGCUAGUUUGGAAACGAUUGAAAAGCAGGCAGACGACCAGAAUCAUCUGGAAACGCCUGUGCUCGAUCAAGCUUGGGUAGAUCAGACCACCUUGAAAACCGCCAACCAAUUAGAUUUCUUGCUUUCCGAAUACAAGAAGCAAAAGGAUGAGGGAGUUAAGGAAUCCACACGACGCGCUAUGGAUGAGCUAUUCCAGUACUAUAUCUCAAUAGGUGACGUUACAGAAGCUCUCCAUCUUUACAGUCGUGGAAUGCGAGAGUACUGCAGUCAGUUUAAGCACAUAAUUCAGAUGUGGAUCAACUGGAUGGAAGCUUCCAUAUGGGUUGGUGAAUGGCAGCGCGUUGACACCAUUGCGGCACAGGCCGAGCGCAGUAUGAAAGAGGCGGAAGAAGCAGAGUCGCAAGCAGGAUCAAUGGCUGCUUCUCGUACUCGUCCUGUGAUCUUCGGAGUAUCCUCAUCCAACACAAACCGUGCUGCUGUCACCAAGUGUACGCGCUUGCUGAUCAGCGGUGGCAGGGCAAAACUAGAUGCAGCUUGUGGCUUGUCGAAAAUGCAGGCAGGUCGCUACAAGCAAGCAGCUGACAGAUUCCUCAAGGUCGACUUGGACUUUUUGGAUACUCCUUGGUUGUUUUCUGCUUCAGAUAUGGCAGUUUACUGUACCCUUUGUGCAAUUGCUAGUUAUGAUAGGUCAGAACUGAAGAAGAAAGUGAUCCAUGAUGGAAAUUGCAGGAAGUUCCUCGAGUCAGAACCGAGGCUCGUGGAAUUAUUGCAGUGCAUUGUGAAGAGUCAGUUUGGUCGCGCGCUAGACAUACUGAAAGAGAUGAAAGAUCGGUUCCUUCUCGAUCCUUAUUUGAGUCCUCAUGUUGAUCCAUUGUACGCCGUGAUUCGUGAACGUGCACUACUGCAAUACCUGGAACCGUUUGCAUCAGCUGAUUUGAAUGCUAUGGCGAAUGUGUUUAGAACUGAUUUGAAAAGUCUCGAAAAUGAACUUGUGGCUCUCUGUGAACAAGGUCAACUUGCUGCUCGAAUUGACGCAGUUGGAGCAACCAUUCGCAUGGUCCUGACCGAUGAGCGUGAAGAGAAUUACAAAAAGAUUAUUGAUGGCUGCGACGACAUGAUAGAGCGAUGCGAAGCAGCUAUUUUGCGUGCAGUCAUGCAGCAGGCUUGCAUCUGCAUCAAUCCGGAAGGCAGAGCAAAGCGAAAAACAGCAGCUCAUGCUGAUGAUUCAAGUGAUACAUCGAAUACACCCACCCGCCAGAAGGUGUCAGUCCAGAAUAUGAUGCGUGUUUUGCGGGGACGAGUUGUACCUCCGCUACCUCAAGGUGCUGCAGUCGCUCCAGAAGCAAAUGCGAAGACUGCUACCUCAGCUGCAAACGCCACAUCGGCUCCUCCUGUCCCAGCAUCUGCUAAUAAUCUCCCUUCUGUACCAGCAACGGAAAACCCUCCCAGCGGUUCCGCUGCACCUACGGCAGCCUCUCAACAGCUGCAGAUUCCAUCAGAGGCUGACAGCUCAGAAGGGAGUGAUGAUCCCAAAGAACCAGAUCUGAACUGAGUGCUUGGAUUAGAAUAAUAUUCUUCCUUGUACAGAGGAAGCGCUUAUUUGUUCAUUACACGUGACGAGUCAAAUUUUACCUGUGCUCCGCUUUGAUUGUUUCCGGACCCGAUGUCUCACCAAAUCUUCAUUUUCUAUGUUAUAAAGUAUUUUGCCUAU